AUGUCUGGACACAGGCACCUGCAGGUGAAGGUCAAGGAGGCCAAGGGCAUCCCAGCGGCUGACUCGAACGGCAAGAGCGACCCCUACGUGGUGCUGACGAUCAACGCCCAGAAGAAGAAGACCAAGACCAUCGAGAAGACCCUGGAGCCCAAGUGGUACGAGGAGUUCCGCUUCGACAUCGACGACGCCAAGCCGAGCGUGCUGCGCCUGGAGGUGUUCGACCACGACAAGUUCAGCAAGGACGACUCGCUGGGCCACUUCGAGCUCAACCUCAAGACCGCCAACAUCCCCAUCGGCCAGUGGACCUCCUUCACCAGGAACCUCCUCCACGACAAGGUCUCUGGCGAACUUCAGUUCGACGUCCUCAUCUCCUAA
Messenger RNA from Acanthamoeba castellanii str. Neff, 375 nucleotides. RefSeq names its product C2 domain containing protein. NCBI's taxonomy places the organism in Eukaryota, Discosea, Longamoebia, Acanthamoebidae. The transcript has a single exon. Bases 1 to 375 code for a protein of 124 amino acids. Gene Ontology annotation, molecular function: calcium ion binding. The record is from RefSeq and is a predicted model, not a curated record.